UUGGCUGGUAUAAGCUUUGUUCUGCUAAAUAUUUGUAAUCUGCAAAAGAUCAGCAGUGAAAAUGCAAAACCUGCAGAUUUACUAAUAUAUAUGCAGACUUGGCAUCCUUUUAGUAUUCCCCACAGGAAAUUCAUCCAAAUGGUGUAAAAAUAUGGGGAAACAAGGCAAGAUAGGUAUUCAGAAUAUGGGGUUAAAUGAGCAGCUUGCACUAUUUUUGAUUUUUUCAAUAGUUAGAGGUACCAAAUCAUCGCGGCAAUAGGCAGUAACGAAUUGGGGAUAAAAAAGGAAGCAUCCUAUCAUAUAAAAUUUUUUGACGAGAAAGGUCUAUUGUCUUCGAUGUCAAAGAAGUGUACUACCGUGAAAAUGGAGAAGCUACUAUACGGUGUGGUUCGAACGAGCUUGCACUGAAAAUGGCUCACGAUGCUAAAAAUAAGUUCUCCGAGGUAUAUGAGAUUGAAAACCUGAAACCUCUGAAGCCAAGAUUCAAGAUAAUAGGAUUAAGUGACGAAAUCCCAGAAAACGAAAUAAUCGCCAAAAUGAAACAACAAAACAAUUUGCCUGAAACGGCUGAUUUGAAAGUUAUUCGCGUACAGAAGUCCAAACGAACUGAAAACACAAGAGUGGUAGUGUUUGAAUCUGACCCCUCGACGUUCUACUGUCUGAUGAAAGCGCAACGGGUCAAUAUUGGCUGGGAUCGCUGCCGAAUCUUCGAGGUUGUUGAUGUAAUGCGCUGUUACCGCUGCUCUGAAUAUGGCCACAAAGCAGCGACAUGUAAAAAUUUAGUAUGCUGUCCAAAGUGCGCAGAAGAACAUCCAAUAAACGAGUGCAGCUCUGAUUUCGAAAGAUGUGUUAACUGCCAACUAUUUAACUCAGAGCAGGAACUUGAUGCCGACAAGCUUGAUUUUAUUCAUCCCUCUUGGAGCUCUGAAUGCCCGCUGUACCAAAAACGCUUGAAGAAAGCCAAACUUAGAAUUGACUACUCGACAUAGCAACCAAUGAAGCUAGCCAUCCGCAAUCCAAAUGAUGAUGACUGCACGACAGUUUCUCCAGUCUACCGUUGAACAACCUACUUCCGGCUCCGCAGCUGAUAUUCAUCUAGCCAUCCGCAAUCCGUAUAAUGAUGACCACAAGACUGUUUCUCCAGGUAAAGCCAAAGAGGGUAUAUGUCCUCCCGAAGUUACCUACGAUACUGCACCCCCUCAAAAUAAUUUUCAGUUCCAGUCUACCGUUGAACAACCUACUUCCGGCUCCAUAGCUGAUAUUCAUCUAGCCAUCCGCAAUCCGUAUAAUGAUGACCGCAAGACUGUUUCUCCAGGUAAAGCCAAAGAGGGUAUAUGUCCUCCCGAAGUUACCUACGAUACUGCACCCCCUCAAAAUAAUUUUUGGUUCCAGUCUACCGUUGAACAACCUACUUCCGGCUCCGUAGCUGAUAUUCGUCUAGCCAUCCGCAAUCCAUAUAAUGAUGACCGCAAGACUGUUUCUCCAGGUAAAGCCAAAGAGGAUAUAUGUCCUCCCGAAGUUAUCUACGAUACUGCACCCCCUCAAAAUAAUUUUCGGUUCCAGUCUACCGUUGAACAACCUACUUCCGGCUCCGUAGCUGAUAUUCAUCUAGCCAUCCGCAAUCCGUAUAAUGAUGACCGCAAGACUGUUUCUCCAGGUAAAGCCAAAGAGGGUAUAUGUCCUCCCGAAGUUACCUACGAUACUGCACCCCCUCAAAAUAAUUUUCGGUUCCAGUCUACCGUUGAACAACCUACUUCCGGCUCCGUAGCUGAUAUUCAUCUAGCCAUCCGCAAUCCGUAUAAUGAUGACCGCAAGACUGUUUCUCCAUGUAAAAGUCAACUCAAAAUGUACUAUCAGAACGUGAGAGGACUACGCACAAAGAUCGAUGAGCUGUUCGUAGCUGCAUCCGACGCAGAACAUGAUGUCAUUAUCCUGACAGAAACAUGGCUGAACGACGAAAUCAACUCGCUGCAGCUAUUCGGACCUAGAUAUUCGGUAUAUCGUAACGACCGUGACCCGAUCGCUGCUGGUAAAAAAAGGGUGGUGGUGUACUUAUAGCUGUUUCCAAUCGGUUAGCAUCUAAACAAAAGAGUUAUGACAAUAGAGGUCUAGAACAACUCUGGGUAAACAUUAAUAGCAAGGGUACUAACACAUGUGUGGGCGUCGUAUAUCUUCCUCCGGACUCCGCAGAUAACAUAAACGUUAUUCAAAAUCACAUUCAAUCUGCACUCGACAUCGCCAAUUCGCUAGAACCCCAAACCUCUCACUUGUUAUUCGGAGAUUACAACCAGCCUGGUCUUGUCUGGAAAAGCACUUCCUUCGGCUACGCCUAUGCCGACCCCUCUGACUCAUCCCUUUCGAGAUCCAGCAGUGCUUUACUAGACGGGAUGUCUCUACUGAACAUGCUGCAAAUGUGUACGAUUAAGAACGGACGAAAUCGCACGUUGGAUCUUCUGUUCAUAAACGCAGACGCAUACAUGAACUGUCAUGUGUACCAAGCAGAUGAACCACUCGUUAAUAUAGAUUCCCAUCAUCCGCCCCUCUUAGUUGAGCAGACCUGUCCACGACAGGUUAUUUUUGAUGAGAUGCUGGAAGAUUUCAAAUAUAACUUUUCAAAAACUGAUUUUCUUGGACUCAACAACUCACUGCAAACUAUUGACUGGAUUACCUCGCUUAACAGUGCAACCGAUGUAAAUGACGCAGUAGAAAUAUUUUCGUCGAUACUGAUACAACUGUUUGAAAUAUAUGUCCCAGCACCGCGUCCUAGACAGAAACCACUUUGGUCCAAUUGACGACUUCGAGAACUUAAACGACUGAGAGCAGCCGCGCUUCGUCACUAUACCAAUCGACGGAAUCCCAAUACAAAACGUGAAUUCAUUUACGCCAGCAACAGUUACAAAGCUUAUAACCGCUUCCUCUAUUCUCGGCACGUGCUACAAAUGCAAUCUAACCUUGAGCGAAACCCCAAACGUUUCUGAUCUUUUGUUAACGGGAAGCGCAAGGAGAGCGGACUUCCUUCCAGUAUGACUUUAGCUAAUGAAAGUUCUAAUACGACUCGUGGCAUUUGUAAUCUGUUUGCAAAACAUUUUUCGAGUGCAUUUGAAACAGUUCCGACUACUCCAGUACAGGUUGAAAUCGGACUACGCGAUGUUCCCAGUGACGUGAUGAAUCUAGGUAGCAUCCGUUUUUCCGAAGAAGAUAUUGUUGCUGCCAUUGAAAAAUUGAAAUCCUCGACAUCGGCUGGUCCAGAUGGGAUUCCUGCUAUUAUUUUAAAAAGAUGCGCUAGAGCCCUUUCUGCUCAUCUAAAACUGAUCUUUAAUCAAUCGUUGUCGCAAGGGACGUUUCCUCUGUGUUGGAAAAAGUCAGUUAUGUUUCCUGUCUUUAAAAAAGGUGAUAAGCAGGACAUAGCAAAUUAUCGAGGCAUAACUUCUCUCUGUGCGGGGUCUAAGCUGUUCGAAAUUUUAGUAAGCAAU
Molecule: messenger RNA, 3473 nt
Organism: Topomyia yanbarensis
Lineage: Eukaryota; Metazoa; Arthropoda; Insecta; Diptera; Culicidae
Exons: 2
Coding region: 1021-2058 (345 amino acids)
Source: RefSeq, a predicted model, not a curated record